Messenger RNA from Leptopilina heterotoma, 1346 nucleotides. Its product is annotated as putative fatty acyl-CoA reductase CG5065. Gene Ontology annotation, biological process: long-chain fatty-acyl-CoA metabolic process. Bases 83 to 1294 code for a protein of 403 amino acids. The transcript has 8 exons. The record is from RefSeq and is a predicted model, not a curated record. Gene Ontology annotation, cellular component: peroxisome. Lineage: Eukaryota; Metazoa; Arthropoda; Insecta; Hymenoptera; Figitidae. Gene Ontology annotation, molecular function: alcohol-forming very long-chain fatty acyl-CoA reductase (NADP+) activity.
ACCGCCUCAAGUUACAUAAUUUUGUGUACAGUUGAAAGAAAUUUAUAAUUUAACUACAAACUUUUGUAAUAAAUCUUUCAUCAUGACCGAAAUUCAGCAAUUUUACACUGACCAAAGUAUAUUUAUCACAGGUGGUACGGGAUUUGUGGGGAAAAUUCUUAUUGAAAAACUGCUUCGUUCGUGUCCAAGGAUAAAAACUGUUUAUAUUUUAGUGAGAGAAAAAAAAGGAAAGCAAUUUCGAGAUCGUCUCAAAGAAAUUACUAAUUCACAGGUAAAAAAAGUUUAUCCAGCUCCACUCUCGCAUGAAAAAUUAACAGAACUUGUCGGUACCAUGGACGAAUUAAAUAUGUCCAGAAAAGAAGAACUCAAAUUCACCAAAUUAGUUCUCGGCAAGUUCCCAAACACAUAUUGCUUCACAAAAUCAAUUGCCGAAGAAGUUGUCAGUAAAAGUGCAAAAGAACUUCCAGUUUCCAUUUACAGAUUUUCAAUUGCUGUAGCUGCACUAAAAGAACCUUUAGAAGGAUGGCUGGAUGUAAGCCAAGGAAUAACACAGGCUUUAAUAGGAAUUUGUUCAGGUCUUAUCCGAGUGAUGUAUGUAAAAGGAAGUGCUAAUAUGGAAAUAGUACCAAUUGAUUUGGUUUGUAAUUGUCUAAUUGCUUCUGCAUGGGAUUCAUCAUCUUGUAAAAAAAACGAAGAAAAGAGUGUGCAAGUAUAUAACUACGUUUCGGGAAGAGACAACCCAACGACUUGGAAUUAUAUGCGGAGUUAUCUUUAUUCUCAACGUUAUAUACAUCCAUUGAACAAUCCAUACUACUAUCCAGAUUCAAUUAUGACUGAUUCCCUUUACUUAUUUCUUAUUCUGCACUACAUACUGCACUUCAUUCCUGCCAUUUUAGGAGAUGCAGUUUUAAGAAUAAUAGGAAGAAAACCUUUGUUACAAAAAAUUUUUAAAAAAGGAUCAAAAUUGGUAUUGGCUAUAGGAUUUUAUUCAUGCGGAGAAUGGGUAUUUGAUACUGACAAUGUUAAAUCGUUGUGGAAAAAACUCUCUGAGAAUGAUAAGAAACUAUUUAAUUUUGACAUCACAUCAUUUACUUGGGAUAUAAUGAUACGAAUUUAUGGUGAAGGUGGUAGGAAGUUUAUAUUAAAAACCGAAUUUGAUGAAGAAGGAUUGAAAAACGCUAUACGUAGAAUGAGGAGACUUUACUACGUUCAUCAAAUUGUUCGGGGCACAUUCUAUGCCAUUGUUUUGUGGCUUGUUUGGAAAAUUUAUAAUAUACUAUUCCUCAGGUUGUAACUCUUUUGCGGCAUAAUAUUUUCGAAAAUGAUAUAAAAAAUAGUUUUAAAUA